Mobula hypostoma (lesser devil ray) is the source of this 9369-nucleotide messenger RNA. RefSeq names its product RNA binding motif protein 28 (gene rbm28). The coding region runs from base 1 to 2244 and encodes 747 amino acids. The record is from RefSeq and is a predicted model, not a curated record. Gene Ontology annotation, molecular function: mRNA binding. The transcript is spliced from 19 exons. NCBI's taxonomy places the organism in Eukaryota, Metazoa, Chordata, Chondrichthyes, Myliobatiformes, Myliobatidae. Gene Ontology annotation, cellular component: nucleolus.
AUGGCCGCGUCCGUGGAGGAGGCUCAGACCGCGGUUCGGAGCGGGUUGACAACGGUCUUCGUGAGGAAUUUGCCGACUUCGGCUAACAACGAGCGACUAGAGGAGAUUUACAGCGAACUAGGGCCGGUGAAACGCUGUUUCGUGGUGAAAGAGAAAGGUAGUCAGACCUGUCGUGGUUUUGGAUACGUGACUUUUGCUCUCCCUGACGAUGCCAAGAAAGCUCUCAAAGAAGUCAAGUUCUAUGAUGGCCAGAAACUCUUUGCAUCUCUUGCUAAGAAGAAACUUCUAGGCAAGAAAGAGGCCCCUAAGGAAGCUUAUAAAGUAAAUACAGAACAGAAAACGCAGAAGAAAUUGCAGAGAAAAGCAAGAUUGAUUGUUCGAAACCUGAGCUUUAAGUGUUCAGAAGAUGAUCUGAGAGGUAUUUUCUCACAAUAUGGUGCUGUGCUGGAAGUCAACAUCCCUACUAAAGAUGGGAAGAUGCGAGGGUUUGCAUUUGUUCAGUUCAAGAAUGUCCUGGAAGCUGGGAAGGCCUUAAAGGGAAUGAACUUGAAAAAAAUUAAAGGUCGUCCUAUAGCAGUGGACUGGGCAGUGGCAAAAGACAAGUACAGAGUGAUUGUGGGUACUGCCAAUACAGGAGCUAAUAAUAAAGAAACCCAUACAGAUGUAUUUCAUGAAGAGAGCAAAGAAGAGGAUGGUGAGUGCUCAGGCAGCCACAAAGACACAGAACCCACCAAGCAGCAGAAAGCAGCACCCAGGAAAAGAUCAGUGGUGGAGGAAGUGGAUGAGGAAGUCAUGACAUCAGAUGCUGAAACGGCAAGUUCAGACGCCGAACACGAUAGUGAUCAUGAUGACAGUGACGACGAUGAUGAUUAUGAUGAUGAUGAUGAUGAUGAUGAUACAAAUUCAGAGGAUAGUGAUUUGGAGUCAGAAGAAGAAAAUAGUAAAAAGCCUGGGAAGAAAAAGAAGUCGAGCAAGUCCAGUCUUCCAGUGGAUGUUCAUGAAGGACGGACAGUUUUCAUCAGGAACCUGUCUUUCGACACUGAGGAAGAUUCAUUGGGAGAGCUAUUGGAGCAGUUUGGAGAUCUGAAAUAUGUUCGUAUUGUCAUGCAUCAUGACACAGAGCACUCCAAGGGUUGUGCCUUUGCCCAGUUUGUGGCAAAAGAAUCAGCACAGAAGUGUGUGGAGGCAGCAGACAACCAGAGUGAGAACGGAGGUCUCAGGCUGGAUGGGCGGAAGCUCAAUGUGAGCGUUGCAGUCAGUCGCGAAGAGGCAAAGAAGCUGUGCCAGAAGAAAUCAGACAAGCCAUCUGGAACUCGUAAUUUAUACCUGGCUCGAGAGGGCUUGAUUCGAGCUGGAAUGAAGGCAGCCGAGGGCAUGAGUGCCUCAGAUAUGUCCAAGAGAACACGGUUUGAGGAGCUGAAGCGACAGAAGCUGAAGGACGUGAAUAUCUUUGUCUCGCCCACCAGGCUGUGCAUCCACAACAUUCCAAAGUCGGUGACCGACGAGCAGCUUCGGAAACUUUGUUUGCAGGCUGUUGGUGCGAAGGAAGCACGGAUAAAGGAGUGUCGUAUAAUGCGGGACCUGCAGAUGGCAAAAACAAAGAAGGACGGACGGUCUCUGGGCUAUGGAUUUGUAGAAUUUAUGGAGCACAGCCACUCCUUGGCAACCCUGCGCUACCUGAACAACAACCCAGAAACAUUUGGGGCAGAGAAAAGACCAAUUGUGGAAUUCUCAUUGGAGGAUCGCAGGAAGCUGAAGGUCAAGGAGAUGCGGGCACUAAACAAUAAGAAAGCACAGAAACUUAAAGCAGGGAUUCCGGCCGCGUCCAGGAAACCUACUAAAUCUCCAAGUCAUCAACCACAGCAUGAAUCCCUGGAAAGCUCACAAGACAAGAAAAAGUGGUCUGGAUUUUACACCAAGCCCGAGGUAGAGGUGGAGGAACUGGCCAAUGGCAAGAAACGAAAGAAGGUGUUGCCUUUACCGUCACACCGAGGCCCCAAAAUACGAUUGCGGGAUAAAGGAAAGUUAACGCAAACCAAGCCCAAGAAGGUAAAAGCGCAGCAGAGCCGAGCGAAGAAGGUGAAGGUGGCACCUGUGGCAAAGCAGGUUCAAGGGACCAAGAAAAAUAAACAAACGAAGGAAGACUUGAAAUUUAAUUCCCUGGUUGAGCAGUACAAGAAGACACUGCUGGGUGCCUCCAAAUCCUGCCGCUCUGUCAAGAAAAGUAAAUGGUUUCAAGACUAGAGUGGAAGACAGGAAGCCCUGGAUGUGGGAUAGAUCCUGACUGAGACCUUAAUAAGACACCUUUAAAUACCGAGAUUUAGGAUCCCUCAUAACAUUAAUCUUUGACUACACACUGACCAUCAACGUGCUACUCCAGACUCUUCAUGGAAGAUGUUAGCUCUUUUUCAAAGGAGUUAUUUCUUUCUGCUGAAUACUGCCAAAGACCCAAGUCCAACUGGUGGAAAGAAAACACUGUGCUGGAGGGGCUUAACACACAUUUGUCGGGGCACGUGUGUUUAACUCUAAAGUUUGCAAACUGUUGAAGGUCUUCUGAACUUUCCACCAAUCAGCUAUUGGAUUUUAGUAAUGGUGCAGGAGGGAUAUUCCCGGAAUUGAAACUUUAUCUCUUUACUUUAACAUGAACACGAGUGAGAAAAGUAGCAACCCCCAAGUGGUAAAUUUAGGUCAAAUAGUCUAUGGGGGAAACGGAACAGUCGACAUUUUGUGUUGGGACACUUCCUGUGUGCUGAAAGAUAGAGGAGGGAUAGCCAGUGUAAAAAGUUGAAGGGAAGGGGUGGAAGAAGAACAAAGACACAAUAGAACAGAUGGAUAGCAGGUCAGGGUGAGUGUAUGGCAGGAGAGCAGCAGAAAUCACAGAAGGGGAACAGUGAGAGAGGAUCUCACAGAACUAGCAGAGAGAGAAAACCUCAAAGUGGGAACACCUUAAAAAUUCCUUGCGGUGGAGGAGCAAAGAGGAGACGCAAGACUCCAGAUGCUGGAAGAACUCAGUGGGUCAGAUAGUAUCGAUGGAGGGAAAUGGACAGUCGGUAUUUCAGGUCGGGACACUUCGUAUCGAUGAUUUCCCCUCACAGCUGCUGUAAAAUUGCUGACUGAAACUCUUUGAUGGAUUCUCCUUUGGUCAUUUUUUUAACUUCUCGUUCUUGGCUUGGCCAGUUUGUAAUUUACCUGAAUCAAAGCAAGGUUUGCAGAAUGUAGACUAUCUUUCCAUGUGCUGAAUGCUGCUCUUUCCAAAAAAAAAUCCUUGGAUAGGAGAUAGUGAUUGUUUAUAUUACCUUAUAAUCCUUCUCUUGUUUACAGCCUUAUAAAUCUCUCACUGCUUGCCUUACUAAUUUAUAAUCUUUCACUUCAGCUGUGUAACAUCUUUGUCCUUCUGUCCCUUCUCCCUGAUUGUCACAUUUUAUGUACCAUUUAUCCAAUAAUUCCGUGCUCUGCAAAGUCUCAACCAGAUAAAAUGCCUCUUUAAGCUAAAUGGAAAAAGAACCGGAGGUGAGCUGAGAAUUGUUCUUUCACACAGCAGGAAAAGGUGGAGAAAAAUUUAAAAAUAAGUGAAAGGGGAACUUGAUACAUACUUGGAGAAAACAAUUACAAAGCUCUUGGGAAAAUACAGGAGUUAUGAUGACUCUUAUGAUGCAGAUACAAUGGACAAAUUCCAUUAUUUUAAUUUGUCCAAUUCAAUUGAUAUUGGGACAAGACUGAAAUACUAUACCUUCCCUAUUCAGAGAGAAAGAUGACAUAAUCUGAUCGUUAUCGUGGUUCUGGCAUUUAUGGCUUUCAAAGUACUUAUUAGCUAUUAGCGCAUUGGGAUAUUUGAAAGCAAUGUAAAUUGCCAUGUGAAUGCACUCAUUUGAUAUGUCAUUGGAACAGUAUAAAUUCUCCAGGGUCACCUUUCAGGAGAGCUAGGAUGCGAAGUCUAGAAUUAUUAUCAGCAUAGUGGGAUUAACAGGGGCACAGGAGAUGAGAGUUGCCCAGAGCCAACAUUCUCUGGGUUAAAGACAGCAGCCAAAAGAGCUCUGAAGGAUUGCAUGCAAGAACAAUACAGAUAAUUAAGCCGAGGUCUGUAAAGUUGCUUCACACCCUACAGGGUAGUGACUUGGAGCCACUCCCGCAGCAGCUGGUUCGUGUGAUGCGCCCUUCUCACUAACCGCAGGAGACACACCUUUUGGUUUUAAUCAGGCAUUUCAAACAUAUCAAAUUCAUGAUGUGACCUAUUUACAUCCCACCUACACCAUUGUGGGCUCCUCAGACAGCCACUAAUUAAUUCAGUAGCACCAAUGUUUAUUAUUUGAUUUUUACUAAAUUAUUCAGUUGAGACCCCCUCUCAUUGUUAGACAAGGGCUCAGUCUAUAUUUACUUUGGCCUAAUUUUUGAGGUACUGAGCUUGUCAGAACCCUGCUCCAAGAACAUGAAUUUACUUUAUAAAAGUUGAGCAUUGAGUCUGCUAACAGAAAUACUGCAAGUGGUCAUGGUGCACUGGGAUAGGGAUAGAGGCUCAAUCAGAACAAGAACUGGGGGCUUAAGUGGGAUGACUUUCAGCUGUGCUGCUUUACACCUGAUGAACCACCUAUAAAAAGCUUAGUAAAAGUGCUUCACCUUUGACUAACGUUUUAAAAAAAAAUUCUGACAAUAAUACAUUUGAAUCUGGUGGAGAUGGAGUUAGACUUUAGAGGUGUGCGUAGCAUAACGGUUGGUGUGACGCCUUACAGCUUGGGGCAUCGAAGUUUGCAUUUCAAUUCCAGCUCCAUCUAUAAGCAGGUUUGUACAUUCCUCCCUGUGUGAGCAUGGGUUUCCUCUGGGUGCUCCGGUUUCUUUCCACAGUCCAAAGAUAUACUAGUUAAUUGUUUAUUGUAAAUUAUCCCGUGUCUAAGCUAGGGUUAAACUGGUCGGUUGCUGAGUGGCAUGACUCAAAGGGCAUUAUCAGCACUGCAUCUCUAAAAAUAAAAAUAAAAUAAAGCUGAACAGCAUAAACAUAAUUAGAUUAGAGAAUAGGAUUUUCAGAUGCAUGGAUCAUCAACAUCCAUUCUUCCAAUAAUGUAGCAAUGUUGUCAAGGUCGAGCCAUUAUAUUCUUCCUGUGAAGGUGCUGAUUGGACAUAAGAACUUUGGAAAUUGGAGCACGAGUCGGCUAUCUUGCCCAUCAAGCCUGCUCUACUGUUCAAUAAGAUCAUGGCUGAUCUGGUGUUGGACUCAGCUCCACCUACCUGCCUUUUCCCCGUAAACCUUAAUUCCCUGCUUUGCAAAAAAAUCUAGCAGUGUUAUACAUAUACCUAAUGUUGUCUCUACUACUUCCUUGAGCAGAGAGCAGAAAACACAGUUUCUCGUCAUCUCCAUCCCAAAUAUACUUCCCUUAAUCUUGAGGCUAUGUCCUCUAGUUCAGUCUCACUCACUAGUGGAAACAACUUUCCUGCCUCUAUUUUAUCAAUCCCUUUCAUAAUUUUAUAUGUUUCGAUAAGAAAUCGUCAUUCUUCUGAGUUCAUGUGAGUAUAGUCCAAGGUGACUCAAUCUCUCUUCAUUGGCUAACCCCUUCAUGUCUGGAAUCAAUUUUGUGAACCUCCUCUGCGCCUCCUCCAAAGCAAGUAUAUCCUUCAAGUAAGGAGACCAGAAUUGUACAAAAUAUUCCAGGUGUGGCCUCACCCUGUACAGUUGCAGCAUAAUCUCAUGCUCCUAAAUUAAUUUCCUCUAGCAAAGAAGGACAAUGUUCUAUUUGCCACCUUGAUAACUGGCUGCACCUGCAAACCAACGUCUUGUGAUUCAUGCACAGGCACUCCUACUCUGCACAACAGAAUGCUGUUUAAAUAAUAAUCUGAUUGCCUAUUUUUCUUUCCAAAAUGGAUGACCCUGCAUGUACAGAUGUACUCCAUCUGCCAGAUCUUUAUCCACUCACUUAACCUAUCUAUAUCUCUGCAGACUUUCCAUAUCCUCCGCUCAAUUUGUGUCAUCUGGAAACUUAGAUACAAUAUACUCGGUUCCUCUCUUCCUAAUUGCUAAUCUAUAUUAUGAACAGUUGUGAGUCUAGUACUGUUUCCUGCGGCAAAGAUACACCUUUAUCCCAAGUCUCUGCCUUCUAUUGGCUAACCAAUCUUCUAAUCAUGUUAAUUCAUUCACCCCCAACUCCAUGCACCCUAUUGGAAAAAUCUUUUAUGUGGCACCUUAUUGAAUGGCUUUUGGAAAUCCAAGCAUACAACAUCCACCUGUUCCCCUUUAUCCUCUGUGCUCAUUACAUCCUUAAAGAACUCUAGUAAGUUUAUCAAACGGGACCUGCCCUUAUGAGUCUCUCUUUCCCCUUUGAUGAACAGUUUCUCUUUUGAUGAAUUCACCAUGCUUAUUUUUCACAUGUGCUUAGACUUGCUAUUCAGUAAUGAAUCUGAAAUGAGCAAAUUAUAGAACCAAAGAAAGUUUUGCAAUAACAGAUAAUCGUUCCAUGUGUUGAAUGAUGGCCUUUCCAAAUGGAUCUGAAAUGAGCAAAUUAUAGAACCAAAGAAAGUUUUGCAAUAACAGAUAAUCGUUCCAUGUGUUGAAUGAUGGCCUUUCCAAAACUCCCCAGAUAUAAAACAGUCAUUGUUUAUUUCAUCAAUACUCUAUAAUUCUUUUCUCUCACAACCUUGAGAAGCUCUGCUGCACACCUUAAUGAUUACUAGUUUGUAACAUUUCAUCUAAACUCUUUAACUUCUUUGCCCCUCUGUCUCUUCUAACCUACUGUCACUUUAUAAAAAAAUCUUUUUCCAAUAGCCUCUUCCUUUCUGAAGUCUCAAGAAGUUUUAGGUUUGAAGCCGACACCAGAAUUUUGAGCAGAUUAUUUUAGUCGACAGCAGAUGUGCUGCUAUGUUGCUGAGUCGCAUUCCGUUAAUUCAUUAAUUUGAGAUUCUGUCCUCUGGGUUGGAUGUACUUGAAGAAGAAUUAGGGAGACCUUGGAAUGUCCUGCCAAUAUUUAUACCCUUGCUAGUAACUCAUUACUGCUGGCAGACCUGUGCAAAUUGGUUGUUGAGAUUCCAACAUGACAAGAGGUUGCACUUUUUUUUUAUUGCAACCUGUUUUGUGGUCAGAAAAUCAUGAAGCUUGGUAAGUGAAAGUUAUUCCUUAUUACACCGACUUUUUUAACAUUAUUAUCCUUUGUCUUCCUAUUCUUUCCCAAUGUUUUAAAUAUGCGAACUUUUCAUAUCUACUCUCAAUCCAUAGGUUGUUAGUAUUCAAGUUUGACCUUCCUGAACAUAAUUCUCUCUUUGAUAAUUUGAGAGUUUGUUUGUACUUUAUGUUACAAUGCACUGCAAUAAGUUUUAGCAAAAUUUAUGUCAAUGGUAGGCCACAAUGAGUAUGUUAUCAAGGGACUUUGUGUAAGUGAUCAGAAAUGCUUACAGUUUGUCACAAGUGUGUAAUAAAUUGUCACUUUCAUUUAAGUGAGAGGUAGGUUAUAGAGUUGGGUUUAGGCUUAAUUCAAGGAUCAAGACUCUAACCUCUGUAAAUUUUGGAAUAAAAACUUUAUAUCUAACUUGUGCUGCACUUCUGUAGGAGACGUUACCUCAUGAGACUUGACAGACACACUGUUCACGAGUCAGUAUAGAGAGACCUUUUCAUUUGGCUUGUACAGUACCUAUUCUACAAGGUUUUGAUGGAAUUGUUUAGGCAAAACUACUCUUCAUCUCACCUGCUCAGAAUCUGUUUUAUGGAAAUGUGUAGCAGGAGAUUUACUCUGUAUGUAACUUGUGCUGUGGGAGAGUUUGAUGUUGCUGUUGGAUGCAUAGAGCAGGAAAAUAUUUCCAUUUACUCAAGAGUAGCAGCCCUCAUCUUGAACAGAUUCCAAUUCUCAUUUUUAUAUUUUGCUGUAUCCUUGGAAACCAAUGUAAGCACAUUUCCAACCCCCACCCUCCAGGCUCAGAGACAUCAGAGUUUUUAAAACUCAUCAGUCAAUCGCUGUGUCAACGUCAAGCUGAGUAUUUUAAAGGAUUUUGGUUUGAAAGUAAAGCACCUAAAACCAGUGAGUAAGGCGGACAGGAACAGGUCAAAGAGCUCUGUAACCUGCAAUAUGACUGCUGAUGGUUUAUUGAUGAUUCAUGCUCCCCACUCAUGGACCCAAAUCUCUGGUCUGUGAUGCAGAAGAUCAAACAUAAGUGAUGCUGGGCCAGUGGUGAAGGAUGUUCUUCCCGCAGGCAAAUAUUUUCAGAGUUAUGCUAGUCUCUGAGACAAAUUCAGUGGAUGGAGGCCAGCAAACACAGGAAAAAUUUAAUUGCUCUAACUUUUAACUGGUUCCUCUCCAAAACAUUGAGGUCAAAGUCUUGUUUAACUGCAUGUCUCGUGAGUAAACUGCUUCUUGUUCAAGAAGUUUUAUAUGUCUGCUUACGUUAUAUCCUCCUGCUGUCCCUUAUUUCUCUAUCAGUUGCAUGUUCUACAAUCUAAGUCGUUCUGAAAAAUCCUUGCACACCUUAAUAUUAAUUAGUUGUUCUCUAACAGCUCAGCUAUAUAUCUCCUUAUAUGAUAAAAAUGCUCCUUGGAAUAUUUUACUAUUUCUGGAUGUCACUUAAAUGCAGGCUAAUUUUCGAGUAUACAUUCUGUGGAUUAUAAUCCAACAUUUGUUCUCUGUCAAUUUUGUGUAAGACCUCAAUGGCCAAAGGUUUAAUUUAUUUUCCAUUUUCUUUAAGAAACAUUAUUCUAAUUAAUAUAACAAUCUACCAUAUGCCUAAAGAAAUUCCUGAGCAGUUUUGUACUAAUCCCCAAAAUUCCCAACCCCAGGCUCUUCUCAUGAGAAGAGCAGACUUCUGAACUAGAAAUCCAGGAUUAAGAACAGACAGUUUAGUCCUUGAGCCUUUCCUACCAUGGCUGAGCUGUGGUCCAAUUUAUGCCUUUGUAUUAUAUUCUGUACAACUUUCAAUGAAUAAAAAUGUAUCAGUGUUGAAUUUUGAGAAGAAUGUUUUAUCUCUCAUCCACUGCCAUUUGCACAAGAGUGUUCAUUUGAAUUACAGGUCGACCUUCACUAAUCCGACUACCUGUAAUCCGGUUCCUUCGAUAAUCCGGCACUGAUUAUGCUUAAUGUGAUCCUUCUGUAAUUUGGCAUUUUCACUAAUCCGGCACUCCUCAGGUCCCAAUGGUGCUGGAUUAGUGAAGGUUAGCUAUUGCUUAAUGUGAUCCUUCUGUAAUUUGGCAUUUUCACUAAUCCAGCACUCCUCAAGUCCCAAUGGUGCCGGAUUAGUGAAGGUUGACCUGUACUUCCUAACUUCACAACUGAAAGGUCCAUCUCAGAUCUUUAGGUUGUGUCUCUUGAUUAUAGAGUCCCAAUCAAGAGGAGUAAUGUUUUCCCAACUAUAUUGUUACCUUUAAUAUUUUCAAACUGAUGUUUAAAUUGCCUUUAUCAUUUUAAA